UACAAAUAUGUACAAUGUGGCUGAGAUGAGUUCUUCUAAAUGGCUGCUAAUCCUAUUUUCUAUCAUCAGUCUGCUUCUAGUUUUUGCUUAUGAAAAACGUACUGCCUGUCACUUAUAUGAUUAUAAUUCAAAAGGUUGCGAAUCGUUUCUUAAACUAAUUUUACCAGUUGAUGAAUCUGUGAGGGAUUAUAAAGAUGAAGUGUUUGCUUCUCGUGUUGUGACUACCAACAUUUUGAAUGGCCCUCUUGUUCCAUCUAACAGCCCCAAAAUUGCAUUCUUGUUCUUGACUCCUGGUCCAUUGCCUCUGCAACUGCUUUGGGAUAAGUUUUUCCAAGGCCACGAUGGAAAAUUCUCUGUUUAUGUCCACGCAUCAGAUAAAAGGCUGGUUCCAGUGAGUCGUCGCUUUAUCAAUGCGGAAAUAAGGAGCGCCAAGGUUGUUUGGGGAGGCAUUUCAAUGGUUGAUGCAGAGAGACGAUUACUGGCAAAUGCAUUGCAAGACCCUGAAAACCAACACUUUGUACUGCUUUCGGAUAGCUGCAUACCUUUGCAUAGCUUUGAAUAUAUUUACAACUACUUGAUUUAUGCAAACACUAGCUUCGUCGAAAGCUUUCAGGAACCUGGUAAACUUGGAAAUGGGAGGUAUUCACCGCGACUGCUACCUGAAAUUCAAAAGAAAUAUUUUAGAAAGGGAUCACAGUGGUUCUCAAUGAAAAGGCACGAUGCACUGAUAACUGUGGCAGACAACCUUUACUACUCAAAAUUCAGAGACCAUUGCAAGCUAACUUCGGAGGGGAAAUAUUGCGUCUCUGAUGAACAUUACUUGCCAACUUUUCUCCAUAUUGUUGAUCCCGCUGGAAUUGCAAAUCGUUCGGUUACAUACGUGGAUUGGUCUGAGCACACAAUGCAUCCCAGAACAUACAAGCCCCAGGAUGUUACUUCUGAGCUUAUUAACAAUACUACGUCAAUUACUGAAAUUGAGCACUUUAACAGUGAUAAUCAGGAAGUGGAAAUUCAGCCUUGCCUGUGGAAUGGAAAGAGACGAGGAUGUUACUUAUUUUCAAGGAAGUUCGAGGCUAAAACUCUUGAUAAGUUGUUAAAUGUAUUUAAGGGACGUUUACAAAAGGAAAAUUAAUAACUUCAUAAGUUUUAUUUAUAAAUUCCUCAUUCAUACUCAAGCUGUGGCAGUUAGAUUCUUCAGUUGUAUGUAAGUUGAACAAUAGAAGCAAAUUUUUAUUGUUUGAACUUCAUACUCAGAAAAUCAAAUAAUUUAAAGCAACAAAAAUGUAGAGGUGCAACCAAGCAUUUAUUUGGUGUGAGUUAAUUUUUUUUUUUAAAUAAUAUU
Molecule: messenger RNA, 1342 nt
Organism: Mangifera indica (mango)
Lineage: Eukaryota; Viridiplantae; Streptophyta; Magnoliopsida; Sapindales; Anacardiaceae
Product: glycosyltransferase BC10-like
Exons: 10
Coding region: 8-1132 (374 amino acids)
Cellular component (GO): membrane
Molecular function (GO): glycosyltransferase activity
Source: RefSeq, a predicted model, not a curated record